Molecule: messenger RNA, 1160 nt
Organism: Opisthorchis viverrini
Lineage: Eukaryota; Metazoa; Platyhelminthes; Trematoda; Opisthorchiida; Opisthorchiidae
Exons: 7
Coding region: 23-976 (317 amino acids)
Cellular component (GO): membrane
Molecular function (GO): phosphatidylinositol bisphosphate binding
Source: RefSeq, a predicted model, not a curated record
CAGGACCAACCGCAACGGUCAAAUGGGGGAAUCACCGGCGAAAUCCCUAACACCGUUCUACCAGAAUUUGGCAAAAAAGGAAGUUGGUGAGAAUGCCGAACAUGUGAUGGCACAUUUGACCAGUUUCAAGCGUUGGUUAGCAGCCUCGCCGCAUCUCAAAAUACCUCAAGCUUCCUGCGCUAUGCUCACUAUNUCAUGCAUUGCCCAACGGCGGAUCGAUAAUUUCUGCACUCUACGGUACUCCGACAAGCAUAUCUCCCCCUGGUACGAGUACCCUAAACUGGAUGAUCCACGACUUGAGAAGUAUUUGAAUGCAGGGAUUUUCGUUCCACUAGGAUUCAUGGAUAACGGAAUGUAUGUAAUCUUGAUUCGGUUAGCCAGCUGGUCACCGGCUGAACUGGAUCAGGUUGCCAUGCGCGCGAUGAACAAUAUGAAUUUUGAGAGACUUCUGUUCGAUCAACGUUGUCAAAUAGGAGGAUUCACUCUUUUUAUCGACAUGGCUCACACUACCAUGGAACAAGCAACACAGUGGGGGGAUUUCAAGCACGCCAAAAGUGCUUUCAAACUGAUGCAGGAAUCCUCUCCCGGCCGGGUGAAAAACCUGAUUUUCUACAAAGAGACCAAGCUGUUUGAUUUUGCUUUCAAACUCGCUGAAGUAUGGCUGAGCGAAAAAAUGAGAAACAGGGUAACCCGAGUGAAAGAUGAUAUCAACAAAGCAUUCAAGAAGAUUCCAGGAUUGAAAGAUGUGCUUCCGAUGGAAUAUCAUGGAAAAAAUGGGACUCUAGAAGAAGCUUUAGCCCGCUGCAAUCGGGAACUCAGGGAGUUCUACGCAAAUGGAAAUGUUUUGCAAGAAAUUGCUGUAGAUGAAUCUAAGAGACCAUCGUCGGCCCGAAAUUACAUACGAGAAUACAAAGAACUGGAUCAGUCUAUGAUGGGCACAUCAGGCACAUUCAUCAAACUCGAUCCCCGUGACUAGUGCAUUUUUUCUAGUUAAAUUGUUCUCAUUUGUUCUUACGUAAUGAACAACGCAGUAUAGACUGAAUGUGAAUAUACACCACUUUUUGGAAACCUCACAAUAUCAGUCAUGUUCAUGAUGAAAAUGAUGGUCUUCAAAUAGCGUCUCAAUUGCGGGUCUUCCUUUUUUCAAUCGCAUGUCUUUC